Branchiostoma belcheri (Belcher's lancelet) is the source of this 1768-nucleotide messenger RNA. Its product is annotated as discoidin, CUB and LCCL domain-containing protein 2-like. Bases 81 to 1379 code for a protein of 432 amino acids. Lineage: Eukaryota; Metazoa; Chordata; Leptocardii; Amphioxiformes; Branchiostomatidae. The record is from RefSeq and is a predicted model, not a curated record. The transcript is spliced from 9 exons.
CACCGCUAGUUACUUCCGGGUUUGUUUCUCUAGUGCGAGGGCUCACAUUGUCGCAUGUUGGGCAAGACACAACACUAUCAAUGGCGUCUACAAGUCACUCACGAGCUUACACAGACCUUCUAGGCUACCUGGUGAUUUUCGCCGUGGCUAUGGAUGUGGCCACAGCAAGCAUUCCGGCGACGUGCGGAAGAGAACUUGGAAUGAAAAAUAAUGACAUAAGAAACGACCAGAUAACUGCUUCAUCAACGUACCAGUUGGCUGGCCAGGACCCAUGGAGCGCAUUUUAUGCAAGAAUAGGGAAUAGAUACGCCUGGUAUCCUUCUGUAGACAAUAAGAAUCAAUGGCUUCAAGUCGACCUCAGGAAGCAGAUGGUGAUCACCGGAGUACAAACACAGGGGCACUAUACGAGGGCAUUUGGUUCCUAUUAUGUGGAAACAUUCAAGCUGCAAUUCAAAACUGAUGAAACUUCUAGUAGCUGGCUGGACGCUUUUGAUGGGAAGGAAUUUGAAGGAAACAACGGUGCGAACAGAAUAAAACACAACAACUUUACGACGCCCGUUGUCGCAUCAGCCAUCAGAUUUCUACCACUCACGUGGCAUGAAGGAAUCGCUUUGAGAGUGGAGAUUCUUGGAUGCGACUUGUCAGACAUUACCUGCAGAGAACCCCCUACAAUCACCAACACUUUGAUCACGACGAGCAGCUCUAGUGAUUCAUUCGGAGCAUGGAGAAAAUACGAAUGUGCUGCUGGCUUUACUUCACCCGCCCCAGACUACGAUUUGAUCUGUGGUAUUAACGGUGCCUGGUACUGGACCAAUGGAGCACCUGACUGUACAAGAAUCCCGACUACAAGAUCUACCCAACUACCAAUAAGUACGGUGCCUUUGGUAAAGAUCACUACAGAGUCGACGGCUGGCAUAGCAGCAGGUUUAUCCAGCAAUAUAAUUCCCAUUGCUGCAGGCGUCGGUGGGGGUCUGGUCCUUCUGGUGGUCAUCAUCAUAAUAGUCGUUGUGUGUAGAAGGAAACGCCAAGGCAGAUCGGAUACCGUGAAGUUAGAGGACCUGUCGGGCCCUCGAGCUCCCACGUCAACUGGCGCGGAGGAACGUCCAGAGGAAGUCAGCAUGGUGCGCAACGACUUGUACGAGUGGGAAGACGGCACAGGAUCCACAGGAAGUCGCCAGGGGGAGCACCCAGAGGAAGUCGGCUUUGUGCGCAACGACGUGUACGAGUCGGUCAACAGGACGGGGGACGAGUCAUCGAACGUCACGCUCCUACCGGCCCACGAGGGAACUGCAGCUCUUUAUACAGCUGUCAAUAAGAAUCGUCAGGGUGCUGACGACACGGGCAUGGUGGAAAACAUCAUUUACGAAACACGUAACUGAGAUCAUAGUUUAAUAACUGAAGUCUUUUAACCCUGCUAUAUAUGCUGUGACGCUUGCACUGCUAUGUGGCCCAAGGGGCAGAGAAAAGGAGAUAGGCGCUGCCAUAUACACCAUAUAUUGUGGAAAUGACUUGCGGCAUUGUUUACUUGGCUAGUGGAUGAUAAUAACGUGAAUGGUUUUGUGUAUAAUUUUACUGUGAAAGAAAUAUGCACCACAAUAGCUAAUAUAAAUUUUGAAAAUUAUCAUUUCAGUGGAAAAGAUUUGGAUUAAGUUAGUUUGGACUAAUUACUAUGUCAGUGAAAUCUUUUUGUAGUUUGUCAGUGAAAAUUAUGAAGUAUUUUGUAUGUAUAUUAUUAUGACAUUUUGUGCAAUUUUACAUUGAUAUCAAC